Trypanosoma cruzi is the source of this 2583-nucleotide messenger RNA. RefSeq lists its product as uncharacterized. NCBI's taxonomy places the organism in Eukaryota, Euglenozoa, Kinetoplastea, Trypanosomatida, Trypanosomatidae. Gene Ontology annotation, molecular function: transferase activity. The record is from RefSeq and is a predicted model, not a curated record. The transcript has a single exon. Bases 1 to 2583 code for a protein of 860 amino acids.
AUGCACGCGAGCGGGAGGGAUGGUUCCCGUAACCACCCAAGCCAAAGCUUUGCGGGCGUGCCAGAUGGCUGUGCUGAGGGUAACGAUUACCGGGCCCACGUCAUGCAUGGCGAUCGAUCACCCCUGGAGGUGAUGGGUCAGUUGCCCCGAGAGCCUUUGCGAGUGGAUGCGACCAAUUAUUCCGCAUUAUCUCGCACCGGGUGGCGUCCCUUUGGCCUUCCAAUCACUUCUAGCAUCGAAUAUGACGCAGCAGCAUCUCGUGGAACCUCGCAUGGACUUAGUGUGAGGCGGGUGUCGGAAUCACAUGCAGCCCUCGUUAACAACCUUACCAAACGCAAUUCCAGCUCGUUGCUGACGUCCAACAUGCAGAAUUUGACAGACAGGGGAAUGCUCUGGAGUGAUCUUUUUGCUUUUGGCGACGAUGCUCAGGUGGAACACCAGAAGCACGUUACCAACGUUAAUAUCGAGGAGAUAUGUCUUUGGACUGCGCCUGUUUCCGCCGGGCGCUGCGUUCUGCCCGGGGCGGAAGUGGGAAUUGUACCAACACGGCCAAAAAAAUUCACAAGGGCAGCGACGUUAUCAGAUUUUCAGCGUGAGCCUGCUACGGUGAGUACGACGCAAGGGGCGGAUAAUAAUGCCGCAACGACGAAUUUUGACGACUCAAAUAGGGGAAGUGUAUCGUGUAUGAGGGACGUUUUAAACGACGCUGCCUCUGUGAUGUCGUCUUUUUCUUCUGAGAACAGUUUGUUGACACAACGAGUGGCCACACCUUUUUCCGCCAAUAUUUCACAAAGGCUUGAUAUUGCACGACGCCGAAAACGCGGUGUUUUUGCUCUUUUUGGCACUAUAGAGCGGGGUUACUUUGAGUCCUUUAGUCGCAUGUUUAGGCGAAAUCAGCUAGUAUUAGAGGUGUUUCUUGAGAGUGUGCUAAAGUCCAAUCAGGACCUUUACCCGAAGGAAAUUGACUUCCUGGAUUUCCUUCGACAGGGGCAAAGGACUCCCGAUGAGCAGUUUUUUAUGGAUCCGCUCAUCUCGUGGCCCCUACACUUGUUGUAUGAAGUUUCCUGCUUCUACGUCUCGGCGAAGCUGCAUGGCUACCAUGACACCUUUGAAACCAUCCGCCAGCAAGGUGGCCUGUUUGCUAGCGGCAAGGGUAUUUUUGCGGCACUGGCAGUUGCCAUGUCACCAACAGAGGAAGAGCUGGUCCAUCAUGCUUCUCGAAUGUAUCGUGCAACCUUUUUUGUUGGGUUGGUGUACAGUAAAAUGGAGAAGCGACUUCAAACGCAUCUUGAAAAUAGCCCACAACGCAGCUUUGCGCUGCUUCUUGUCAACAUUUCAACCAUAUCGUUGCAGCUGCUUCUUGACGAGGUAAAUAAAGUAAGUUUUGGGUCAGGGAAUUGUGAUGGCUGUUGUGGCCGUAAUAAAUGUUGUGUUAUUCCCAUGUCAAAAUUGGAGAUGACGCGCAUUAUCAGCUCUCAUUCAGCCAUUGUAUGUGGUCAUCCUUUAGAUUUGGAACGAUUGAGUACUGUCCUUGUUUGCUACGCUGAAUCCACGGGGGUGAGGGUUCACAUGGAGUAUCUUUUGACUACAGUACCGGAGAAUAGUACCUUCUACAACCAAUGGCAACACCUAGAGCUGCUGCAGAUGUGGAAGGAUAAUGGUGUGGAGUUGGAAGACUCCGAACUUCAACUGACUCUGUACUCUCCCGUAGAUGGGCAGCCGUGGAAGAACUCCUCUAAAUGCACUCUUGCUGAUUGCAUUGCGUCGACGACGACAUGCUCUUCGCAGGACUUAACGUAUUCGCUUCAGCACAUGCGUGGUGGUGACGUAUUACUUGACUUCUCAGGUGCUACUCCGUGCAUGAGUCAACUCAUUGCCUGGACGCGGCGGAAUAUUACAGUAUUGUCUGAGCCUGCUGAUUGUGUGAGCACAAAUGUGUUCCCGUCUCCGCGUAGAAGUCCCGAGGAUGGCAUCAUCCGAGAGACUCUUGCAAGGUGCGCACGAAUUAACACGGUUCUGCAGAACAUGAAGUGGGAAGGAAAACCUUACAGAGCUUGUGUUUUGGACUUGACCACGAGUUUUGUUGAUCUAGGUCUGUUGAUAAGCUCGGAGGAGUUUUUAAAGACUUAUUCAGGCGUCUCCUAUUUGAAGGGCUCCACAACGGUGAGGAAGCUUUCCGGCGUUUCCACCACACGAUAUCAUCAACAUGAGCUCUCGGCAGAUGUUCGAUCGAACUCUGGUAAAGACAUGGCAAUGAACUCGCACAACGAUGAUUUAUUUUGUGCGGCUGGUGGUCACAGCGCAUCGGCUGCGACUGGGACUAUUCGCCACGUUAUCCAGCCCAACGAAAAAUUGCCAUUUGUCGUGGACAUUUAUCAGGACUCGCCCGUGGUCCGAUACUACGAAAUGCAGUCUAAAGGAUUCUUAACGAGAGGCGCAGUGGAAUUUACACAAAGAUUGUCGCUUUGCACGGGAAUUGCGUUUCCUCCUCACACGCUGCUGAUGUGCCCCACAGUGUUGGCUCUUAUGGAGCUGUGGGACACGUAUGGCUUUUUAAGGCACAAGAUAAGUGACGAUGAGUAG